This is a messenger RNA of Tribolium castaneum (red flour beetle), 1485 nucleotides long. RefSeq names its product lipase 1. NCBI's taxonomy places the organism in Eukaryota, Metazoa, Arthropoda, Insecta, Coleoptera, Tenebrionidae. The record is from RefSeq and is a predicted model, not a curated record. The coding region runs from base 258 to 1469 and encodes 403 amino acids. The transcript is spliced from 6 exons. Gene Ontology annotation, molecular function: hydrolase activity, acting on ester bonds.
CCGCAAUUCGCUAAAGACCAGUGCGGCGCUUGCAAAACGUUUUUCACAAUUCGUAAAGUCGAUCAUCAAUUAUGUGCGUCAAUAUGCAUAAAAUGAUAUAUUAAUAAAUAACAUGCGGAAAAGAUUUAGUAAUCCCUAAGCGUGAAGCUCAUACUCUCCUUAAAACGAGCCUUGUGUCUGACCAAACACAUUUAAACUUUCUCACCACGAACAUUACUGAAAUAACAAAACCGAGCUUAUGACAUGUCAAACCGAAAAUGAAACCGAGCGCGAAUUUCCUACUGAUUGUGGUGUGUGUUUUGCCAAAUUGCGCGGCCGAUUUUUGGGAAUACUUCAUCGGGCCCCGGUUAUCCACAGGGAAUGGCAGCGAACGAGCGGCGCCAAAAGUUACGGAUCAGCUUGUGAGAAGCUACGGUUACCGUUUGGACACGCAUCUGGUGGCGUCACAGACGGGGCACAUUUUGACACUCCACCGAAUACCAAGAGGUCGAAAGGCAGCGGGUACUAAGCCCAGACCAGUUGCCUUCAUCCAUCACGGCUUGUUCGGCUGCUCAGAUAUGUGGCUUUCGAGAGGACCGCACUUGGACCUACCCUACAUUUUGGCAGAUUCGGGCUACGACGUGUGGCUGUUUAACACAAGAGGCAACGUUUAUUCGCGCAAACAUAAAUCUCUAGAUCCGGACCGCGAUGCCGAAUACUGGAAUUUUGGGAUCGAAGAGAUGGGUUACUACGAUUUGCCGGUCACUAUCGACUACAUUUUGAAUAUAACAAACCAGAAGGAUUUGUUUUAUUUGGGUCACUCUAUCGGCAGUUCGACUGGAUUUAUUACUUGCUCGUUACGGCCAGAGUAUAACAGCAAAAUUCGCCUGUUUAUGGCCUUAGGUCCUCUAGCGCACAUCAGACAUCCGCUCAAUUUAUUGCACAAAGUUUUAUUCUCCUUGCUAUCGCCGGCUUUGUCUCUGGUGGAGUCAAUGAACAUUUACGAAAUCUGGCCGAGGAGGUUCCACAUAAGUAGGCUGGUGGAGGCGGCUUGUGAGGACGGCUCCCCCUUUCAGAAGCUGUGUCUGAUGUUGAUUUUUUCCGUUGUUGGAGAGGACCCGACUCAGUUGAAUACAACUACGUUUCCUAAUUUCGUUCAGUAUUAUCCGGCCGGGACUUCGCUCAAAGUCGUGUCGAACAUCGUUCAGUAUUACGUCAGUGGCGAAUUUGCGAGGUUUUCAGGCGGUAAAACAGUUCCUUUUAUUUAUGAUUUAGCGAAAGUCACGGCCCCGGUGGCCCUCUAUUACGGCCCUGGCGACUUGCUUGUGACGCAAGAAGAUGUGGAUUAUUUGAGCCACCGGCUGGGGAAUGUGACGGGGAAAUUUCGAAUUCCGUACAAACACUUCAACCAUUUGGACUUCGUGUUGGCCAACAAUGCGCGCAGUUUGUUGUAUAAUAAUUUGUUGAGUGUGAUGGAAAAGUAUAAAUAAAACGCUGAACAAAACA